Messenger RNA from Sporisorium graminicola, 1131 nucleotides. RefSeq lists its product as uncharacterized. Gene Ontology annotation, molecular function: phosphopantothenate--cysteine ligase activity. Gene Ontology annotation, cellular component: nucleus; cytoplasm. Bases 1 to 1131 code for a protein of 376 amino acids. Gene Ontology annotation, biological process: coenzyme A biosynthetic process. The record is from RefSeq and is a predicted model, not a curated record. The transcript has a single exon. Lineage: Eukaryota; Fungi; Basidiomycota; Ustilaginomycetes; Ustilaginales; Ustilaginaceae.
AUGUCGGAUCCAUCCGCUUCAUCGUCGUCAACAUCACCCAAGUGGUCGAGUGAUCGAUUCUUCCAAACACAGACUGCCCCUGCCAACCUUACGGAAGCGUCCUCGGCAGCGUCCGAGUUCGUGCAGCGUCACAUUCGCGAAGGUCGACGUGUGGUGCUGGUCACAUCCGGAGGAACCACGGUGCCCCUGGAGAAAAACGUGGUUCGAUUCUUGGACAACUUCUCCGCGGGCACUCGAGGAGCCACCUCGGCAGAAUACUUCCUCUCGGCAGGGUAUGCGGUCAUCUUCAUGAGUCGGCAGCACUCGCUUGCUCCGUACACACGACACUACAGUCAUACGACCAACCCGUUCCUCGACCUGCUCGCCGACCCCGCGACGCACGUACACACUGACGCAUCAUCCACAUCCGCCUCCAGCUCGGGGGAUGACAACAUCACGGUGCUCAAACAGCACGUCGCCCACCUUCGCCCCAUCUUGUCCGCAUACCACCACGCGCGCACCUCCGGCUUGCUGCACACGGUGCCCUUUGUCACGGUCAACGACUAUCUCUGGCUGCUGCGCGAGAUGUCUCGUGUCAUGCAGCCGUUGGGCAGGAAUGGCAUGUACUACCUCGCGGCCGCGGUGAGCGACUUUUUCAUUCCGUCCACCAGCGUUCCCGAACACAAGAUCCAGAGCGGCAAGGGCUCGUUGGUGAUCGAGAUGGAUCAGGUGCCGAAAGUGCUGAAGCCGAUGGUGGAGCAGUGGGUGCCCGAGGGGUAUUUGGUCAGCUUCAAGCUGGAGACCGAUCCGCAGCUGUUGAUCCCCAAAGCGGUGGGGGCGCUGCAGAGGUACGGACACCAGCUGGUUAUUGGGAAUGACUUGAACAGGCGCAAAUUCGAGGUGGUGUUUGUCGAGCGCAAGACGGGCAACACGUCGACGUCGCGCCCCGUGGAUGUACUGCAGAAGGAUGGCGAGGAGUUUUCGGCGACGUGGAUGCGGCUGGCCGACUCUCCAUCGGCUGGUUCAGAGACCAGUUCGGAGGGAGGCGGCAAGGGGGGCGAGAAGGAGUUGGAGGAGGAUAUCAUCAGGGAGUUGUGUAGACGUCACGAACAGUGGAUUUCCAAGUCGACACCCAGCACUUCCAGGAUCUAA